This is a messenger RNA of Nilaparvata lugens (brown planthopper), 1598 nucleotides long. RefSeq names its product protein takeout-like. The transcript has 6 exons. The record is from RefSeq and is a predicted model, not a curated record. The coding region runs from base 70 to 816 and encodes 248 amino acids. NCBI's taxonomy places the organism in Eukaryota, Metazoa, Arthropoda, Insecta, Hemiptera, Delphacidae.
UAUAUAAAAGCUAGCGCUCACUUCAGCAGCUCUGAAUUUGACGCCGGGUAGGGACACAAUUCACUCACCAUGUAUCGCACCUUAAUUUUUAGUUGUUUAGUUACUCUUUGCCUCAUCAAUGGCUCAUCAUCACUCAAACUACCUCAAUAUAUAAAGCCCUGCAAAAUCGAUGCAACUCUUGACGAUUGUGCAUUGAAAAAUGGAAGAAUAGCCAUUCCCAAGUUACUGAAUGGUGACAGCAAAUACAAGAUCCCAAAAUUGGAUCCUUUCCAAAUCAAAAGCUUGACUGUCGAUCAUGGCUCAAAACAAAUCGGUCUGAAACUGGAAAUGAUCGACUCGCUGCUGACGGGAUUGAAACAUAUCAAAUUUACUGCCUCCCGAAUGGACAUGAAGAAGAGGCACAUUGAAUGGGAUGUUCUUGUGCCAAAGUUGGAGCUGUUCGGAAAGUACAAGGCUGAUGGCAAAAUUUUGGUUCUACCAAUUGUUGGAAACGGAAACGGAAAUAUAACACUGGUUAACCUGAAUGCAACUUACUCGUUCGAUUUCAAUAAAGAGAAGAGGAAUGGCAAGGACUACAUCAAAGUUAUGUCAAGCAAAAUCAAGUUCGACUGUUCAAGAUUGUACUUCAAGCUCGAUAAUCUGUUCAACGGAGAUAAACUUCUUGGUGACAACAUGAACCAGUUCUUGGACGAGAAUUGGCGUGAAGUUUUGAACGAGCUUGGAGAUCCCAUUGCAGCUCCCAUUGCCGAAAUAUUCACUGUGAUACUCAAAGGAGUUGUCAACGAGAUUCCUUUCGAUGAAGUCUUUUUGAAAUGAUUAAUGCAACCUGCAAACAAUUCAUUUCAACAAAUAUUUCACUCACAAAUGUACUGAUAUUCAAAGUUCUCCACUUUGAUAAAUAAUCAUUAUUUAUUUCAAGAUUCACAACGAAAAUAUAUUCACAAUCUACAUACGAUUUUGAUCAAUUCUCUAUUUUAAUACUCAAAUGUAUAUCUCGAUCCAUGAAAAUUGAAUCAGUAUAUAUAUUUGAUAUUGACAUAAGACUUGAAACAUAAGAACUGCUUUAGAUUGUUGAUACAUUUGAAUUUAAGACUCAGAUUCUUGAAUGAAUCAACACACUGGAAAUUUCUGAAAAGUUUCAUGAGGAAAUCUAAAAAAAAGUAUUAUGUUCAAAUAAAUUAGAUGGGAUAACUCAAAGAUAAUAGAGGACCAAACCCAAUUAAAAGAUUAUGGACUUUUCACUUUUCUUUCACAUAAGUUAUGUUCAAUUAAUUAUUUUUUACGGCUUCUAGCAAUCUAUCAAUUCAUGGAAUAGAGAUCUUGACCUUUAAAUAUGGCUAAGUUUGAUCUCUGAUUAUGGAUACUUUAACUUAUCCAUAAUUAAGGGUUGGAUAUAGUGAGCACAAAAUAGCAUACGAUAAUAAAAUAUAGGACACAUUCAUUUAGUUGACGGAUUUUAGUUCUAUGAUUAGUAUUUCGCAAUUAUUAGUGAAUAAGGUUCUGUUUUAAGGAUCUGAGAAUGAUUCUAGGUAUAAAAUUAUCAUUAUUACUGUAAGGUGAAAAGUAUUGCCUUUCUAAUAAAUUGAUAUUUUUCAAAA